UACACUUCCGGGGUUUCUUGUGCGUGAUUUUCACCAGCUUCACCAAAGGUGGCAAAGGUUAAAGGUAGCUGGAAGUGUUUUAAUCUCAAGUCAGAAGCUAGUUACUGGCUAGCUAUCUACCUGCAGUUAUCGAACACGUUACCAUAGUAUAAUAUAUGUAGUCCAAGUGAAUUACGCAGAGUCGUUAAACGAAAGGUUUGACAGCAAAGACAGUAGCAGCUAGAACUACUUCACAGGCUAACAUUAGGAUUCGGUCGUGGUGAUAGUUACUAAGCUAAUAUUUCGUAGCUGGUAGCUUGCUAGCUCCAGACGCUUCGCUUCGCUAGAUGCUUGUUUAAAGCAAACCAUACAAGUUGUCAAGCUAACAACUCGAGUGGAUGAGGCAAGUGAACUCUUGCAAGAUUCAUUAAAUUUGUGCGGUUUUUCGUUUAACGUAAACCGUUCCAACGAUAACGAGACACUUUCAAAGUAAGCUAUCAUACCAGCACCGUUUCCUGUUGGCUAUCCAGCCAAACGACAGGACAGGCUAACUUGAACUAGCAGCUAGCUGAUGUUUACUGAUUAACAUAGAAGCUAAGCUUGGUCGAGCGACUUUUAACCUGCAAAGAUGUUACUUCGCCUCAACAGAAAAUCGGUGGACCAGUGACUUUCACUUGCGUUAUUGAUCUUGAUUGUACAUUUUAAUGGGAGGCGAGCUGCUUAUCGGUGCAACCCGUGGGCGAUACUUGUGGAGACGAAGGAAGUGCCACUGUCCUGAAUGGAGUCGCUGGCCGGGUAUGUUUACAAAGCGGCUAGCGAGGGCAGAGUCUUGACAUUAGCCGCACUGCUGCUGAACCACUCAGAGACCGAAACGCGAUACUUACUCAACUAUGUAACUCAUCUCGCCGGCCAGCGGUCUACCCCGCUCAUUAUAGCUGCUCGCAACGGUCAUGAAAAAGUUGUGCGGUUUCUUCUGGAUCACUACAGAGUGGACACGGAACAGACGGGCACUGUAAGAUUUGAUGGAUACGUGAUUGAUGGAGCCACGGCCCUGUGGUGCGCUGCAGGGGCGGGUCACUUUGAGGUGGUUCAGCUCCUGGUGUCCCACAGUGCCAAUGUCAACCACACCACCGUCACCAACUCCACCCCGCUGCGAGCCGCCUGCUUCGAUGGACGCCUCGACAUUGUACGCUACUUGGUUGAGCACCUGGCGGACAUUAGCAUUGCUAAUAAGUACGACAAUACCUGCCUGAUGAUCGCCGCCUACAAGGGCCACUCGGACGUGGUGGACUUCCUGCUGGAGCGGGGAGCCAAUCCCAAUGCCAAGGCCCACUGUGGCGCCACCGCCCUGCACUUCGCUGCCGAGGCCGGCCACCUGGACAUCGUGAAGGCACUGGUGCAGCGACAUGCCUCCAUGGUGCUGAAUGGCCACGGCAUGACACCACUGAAGGUGGCGGCAGAGAGCUGCAAGGCGGACGUGGUGGAGCUGCUGCUGCAGCAUACGGACUGCGACGCUGAGAGCCGCAUCGAGGCGCUCGAGCUGCUCGGUGCCUCCUUUGCCAACGAUCGCGAGUACUACGACAUCCUCAAGACCUACCACUACCUGUACCUGGCCAUGCUGGAGCGCAUGCGCGACCACGAGCACCCCGUCGUCAAGUCCCAGCUGCCCCCCGUGCCGGCCUACGGCGGCCGUAGCGAGUGCCAAAGCCUGACUGAGCUGGAAGCCAUCCGGCUGGACCACGACGCGCUGCACAUGGAGGGCCUGAAGGUGCGCGAGCGCAUCCUGGGCUCUGAGAACAUCGACGUGUCGCACCCGAUCAUCUACCGCGGCGCCGUCUACGCAGACAACAUGGAGUUUGACCGCUGCAUCAAGCUGUGGCUCCACGCGCUGCACCUGCGCCAGAGAAGCAACCGCAACACGCACAAGGACCUGCUGCGUUUUGCCCAGGUGUUCUCCCAGAUGGUGCACCUGAAGGAGACGGUGCAGCCGGCCGACGUGGAGCAGGUGCUGAGCUGCAGCGUGCUGGAGAUCCAGCGGAGCAUGGCCCGCAUGGAGAGCACACCGGAGCCCGAGCUGCCCGCCGCCACCGACAACCUGGAGUCCAACAUCUUCACCUUCCUCUACCUGCUCUGCAUCUCCACGCACACGCAGUGCAGCGCGGCCCAGCGCGCCUGCAUCAACAAGCAUGUCUACCAGCUGCUGCAGUUGGACCCGCGCUCGCGAGAGGGCUCCUCGCUGCUGCACCUGGCCAUCAGCUCCAGCACGCCCGUCGACGACUUCCACACCAACGACGUGUGCAGCUUCCCCAACGCACAGGUCACCAAGCUGCUGCUCGACUGCGGAGCCCAGGUGAACGCCGUGGACAACGAGGGCAACAGCCCUCUGCACAUCAUCGUGCAGUACAACCGGCCAAUUAGCGACUUCCUGACGCUGCACGCCAUCAUCAUCAGCCUGGUGGAGUCCGGCGCCCACACGGACAUGACCAACAAGCAGAAGAAGACGCCGCUGGACAAGAGCACCACCGGCGUCUCCGAGAUCCUGCUCAAGACGCAGAUGAAGAUGAGCCUGAAGUGCCUGGCCGCUCGAGCCGUGAGGCAGCACCACAUCACCUACCGCAACCAGAUCCCACGCACGCUCGAGGAGUUUGUGGAGUUCCACUGAAACGGUGACUCUUUUAUACGAGAGCGCGUUGGCCUAGAGUUCCUCUGCCACACAGCUGACUUUUGUUUUAUAUGAGCCCAUGCUCUACUAAAUCCAGUGGUGCUGAAGAUGCUGUUUUCUGGUUCUUUUUGCCAUAUGUCUAAAAUGCACACACCUGGCUCAUGUGUGAAGGACUGCUUGUUUUAAAGGACUGAGCCAGGUGGGUCUGUGUGUGUGAGGACUGUGCCAGGUGCAUUCUCCUGUGUCUGUGUGUGUGUGUGUGUGUGUGUGUGUGUGAGAGAGAGAGAGGGCCUGUGCCGGGUGAAAUGUCUGUAGUGGCAGCUCGCUAUUCGUUCCCACCCAGGUGAAUGUGUUCUGUCUGGAAGCCAUUUGCACACUUCAUCCCGGGUUACUGGUGUGUCCUUUAACAGGUGUGUGUAUGAAAGGUGUGACCUGCCAGGUCAUGUCCCCACCAGCGCUGUCUGACCCCUGUGAGGGCUGACCUCUAGAUGGCCGCAGCAGGAGAGACCUCCACUGCACCAUCAGCCUACUCGGGCUGCUCUUAGCUUUUAACAACUGGUUUUAUGAUUAUCCUUUGGUAUAUUUGAAAUACAUACUUUGGAAUAUUUUGUUUUAAAAAAAUGUUUAUUAAAUUAUAUCAGAAAAUCAACUAUUGGACAAAAGAAAUCCAACUUGAGUUGCCAUGGAGUGCUUGCUUCGUCUGUGUGUUGAAUGCAGAGGUGCAAAAGGUCCUCUCCUCCCCUCCCCUCCCCUCCCCUCCCCUCUAAGCACUCCUCUCCUCUCUUUGGUGAUCAGGCUUGUGUGUG
Molecule: messenger RNA, 3447 nt
Organism: Alosa alosa (allis shad)
Lineage: Eukaryota; Metazoa; Chordata; Actinopteri; Clupeiformes; Clupeidae
Gene: fem1b
Product: fem-1 homolog b
Molecular function (GO): protein binding
Source: RefSeq, a predicted model, not a curated record